Messenger RNA from Perkinsus marinus ATCC 50983, 597 nucleotides. Its product is annotated as Aldehyde dehydrogenase, putative. Gene Ontology annotation, biological process: aldehyde metabolic process. The record is from RefSeq and is a predicted model, not a curated record. Lineage: Eukaryota; Perkinsozoa; Perkinsida; Perkinsidae. Gene Ontology annotation, cellular component: cytoplasm. The transcript is spliced from 5 exons. Bases 1 to 597 code for a protein of 198 amino acids. Gene Ontology annotation, molecular function: aldehyde dehydrogenase (NAD+) activity.
AUGGUUGUUGUGAAUCGUAGUUACGUUCCCCCCACAAUUAUCAAUUUCCGUACGGAUAAGCAACGCUUCUCUGCGGCGAAGGUUAUGCAGAUGGAAAUCUUCGGACCUAUUAUUCCGGUCUGUUAUUACAACGACUUCUCAGAAUGUGUGGACUUUGUAAAGUCUCGGCCUUCCCCGUUGGCUGCCUAUCUCUUCUCAUCGGACCCCACUUUGAAGGAGGCGUUCAAGCAUAACAUCCACUCGGGCAGUCAGGCGAUCAACGAUACUAUGGUGCAACUGAGUGUGGAGGACUUGCCCUUCGGGGGCACCGGAGCUUCAGGCUUCGGCGCGUAUCACGGCAAGCAUUCGUUCGAUUGUUUCUCACAUAAGAAAUCUGUGCUGUCUCGUCCGACCGUUCUUGAUGCUCCCCAACGUUAUCCUCCCUACAGCAGUAUGGACGCUAAGGUCUUGGGUGUGAUCCUCAAUGCCAAGGCGAGUUCAGUUACUCUCAGCCCAGACAAUAAUGGUUCUUCUCAGGCUUCUUUACUGUGGGGGAAGAUGUCUAGUAUGAUGACCACGAAGAAUGUCGUGGUCUUCAUUGUCUUGGUCUUGGCGUAA